Messenger RNA from Aspergillus terreus NIH2624, 1983 nucleotides. RefSeq lists its product as uncharacterized. The record is from RefSeq and is a predicted model, not a curated record. Gene Ontology annotation, cellular component: endoplasmic reticulum membrane. The transcript has a single exon. NCBI's taxonomy places the organism in Eukaryota, Fungi, Ascomycota, Eurotiomycetes, Eurotiales, Aspergillaceae. The coding region runs from base 1 to 1983 and encodes 660 amino acids. Gene Ontology annotation, biological process: protein secretion. Gene Ontology annotation, molecular function: guanyl-nucleotide exchange factor activity; GTPase activator activity; protein binding.
AUGGCUUCCUGCUGGUGGCCGGUGGAGGAGGCGAAGGCCGCAGUGGUGUUGGGAACAAAAUCGCAAGUACCGCCUGUUUCUCCUGAUCUGCUCUUUGCGUCGCAUGUCGCGGUGUCGCACACGGCCGGAUUUGGCUGCCUGCCUGUAGCGCUUAUCACUGACGAUCUGCGACCUAUCUUCCCACAGGCCCUCCUGAAUACGUCCAAACGCAAUGAGAUCUCCGAAGUAGUCGACAUCGAAUUAUCGCGCGACGAGGACUCCGUCACGUCCCUGGCCGCCGUACAUGCGAGCGAUGAAUCCAUUGUCGCCCUGGCCGGCAUCAACAGCUCCAUGGCGGAGCAGAAGCGCGACAACAACCAACAUCUCCGCUCGUUCCGGAUCGAUUACCCCCCUCGGAAACGGACCACCCCGACCAACGCAAUUGACGGCGCCUCGGAGUCACCAGCAGACAACCCAGCACCGGAGAAGCCCACCCCCGGAAAGACCACGCCGCUCUCUCGCGCGUCCCUCUUCCGAACCAAGGGGGACGAUAAGUCCCGCGGCAGCGGGGACACCUACCAGCGCAUCUUGCGCCUGUCACCGUGGAAGGACGCUGACACCCCGCGGGUCGCGGCCAUCGCGACGGGGCUGGCGCCCUCGGGCGAGAUUGUCUUCUUCCACGCCGUCACCACCCCCAGCGCGGCCGACGUCAUCGGGCGCAUCCGCCUGGACAGCGACGAGGAGGCCGAGGACGUGGAUAUCACGGACCUGGAGGAGCCGGGCCGGUUCCAGGUCGCCUACACGAACGGCGUCGAUGUGUUUACCUGCCAGAUCUCGUCGGAGACGCGAUCGAACGCUGCCCCAGACGUGAAACACGUAUACAGCGUCCCGCUGUCGGAGAAAGGCGGCCGCAAAACGAGACCCAAAUUCCGCGCCCUGCGCUUCCUCUCGCCGACGACGCUGCUGCUGCUCCAGAACGCCCCGGACCGCAAGGGCUGCGAGCUCGUCCUGCUCGAGCUGCACGACCCGACCCUAUCCCUCGACGAACACGCCCCCGCCGCCACCGUCCUCCGCCGCAAGAAGCUCCGCUCGUCCAUCAAGAUCGGCCUCGGCCUGGACGUGUGCAGCCUGGGCGCGAACCCGGCCGGCCAGCAGCAGACCGUCGUCGCGGUCUCCGGCAGCGACCAGUCCAUCGAGAUCCUCACGCUCGAGCACGACGCCCAGAAACGCCGCUACACCACGCCCCGGUCAUACACCACCCUCCGCGACGUGCACCCCUUCUCCAUGACCAAGCUCUGCUUCUCGCACUACACGCCCCCCGCCCUCCCCGUCUCCCCCGAGACCCCGCCCCAGUACAUCAAGCUCGCCUCCGUCAGCAUGGGCAACACCGUCGUCGUGCACACGUUCCCGCUGGCCCCCGUUCCGCCCGCCAGCCGCUCCCCGCGCUACACCCUCGUGCCCCUCCGCGACAUCGGCGUCUGGUCCAGCUUCUCCAGCGCCGCCGCCGCCGCCGCCUCCAUACUCUUCGUCUGUCUGCUGAUCCAGGCCUUUGCCGAGAUCAGAGGCGUCAUGCCCCCGCGUCUGGGUGUUACCGACCUCCUGCCCCCGGAUAUCCGCGAUGCCGUCGCCCGUCCGUACAUCGAGCCCGGCGUGCCCUCCUACCGCCCCGUCCAGCGGUCCCCGCCGUCUCCGUCUUCCUCGACUCCUGUCCCGGCCGUCCCGUCCGCGCUGCGCGACAUCCUCCACUCCCAACCACCCGCUGCCCCGUCCAGCAUUGUCGUGCGCUGCUCCCGCCCCGCCGCCGCCGACACGCCCGACGUCCGCGUCGAUGCGACCUCAUCCCCCGAAGGGGACGACGCCCUGCGGCGGUGGGAGGACCUCUCAGAGCAUGACCAGGCCGCGUGGAAGAAACUCCUCGCGGAUGCGGACCAUUGGGGUCUGGACGAUGACGAGGCCCAUCUCGACGGGGUGCGUUUUGGGGAGCGGUGUCCGCUGCGCGAGUAG